Loxodonta africana (African savanna elephant) is the source of this 13564-nucleotide messenger RNA. RefSeq names its product ADP ribosylation factor like GTPase 6 interacting protein 6 (gene ARL6IP6). The coding region runs from base 593 to 1297 and encodes 234 amino acids. The record is from RefSeq and is a predicted model, not a curated record. NCBI's taxonomy places the organism in Eukaryota, Metazoa, Chordata, Mammalia, Proboscidea, Elephantidae. The transcript is spliced from 5 exons.
GCGUGUAGAGGGCGUGGAGGGAAGGAGUGGUAGGGGCAGAGAAAAAAAGAUGCGGAAGAGAGUUAGGAAUGGGCGGUUAAGGCAAGACACGAGCGCGUGGCGGUGAGCUGCUCUUAAGGAGGAAAUCAGGGAAGAAGGCAAGCAAAGAAAAGGGAAAGAGCAAAUAGGUUCGGGAACGUGUAUCGGAGCGGCAUAGGCGGGCGCUAGGACCGGGUGUCGGGAAGGUGCGGCAUUGGAGCUAUCAGGGCGCGCGCCUGCCUAGAGGUGACGCGGCGGUGGCUGAGGUCUCCGGCCGGAACGAAGCGCUGCAGGAGCCAGGCAUUCGGCUACCUUCCGUCUCGGCUCGCCUCCCGCUCCGCGCUUUGCUUCUCUCCCUCCGCAUUGCCAGACCCUAGGUCGGGCUCUGGUCCAGGGGCGUUCGGGCUCUUUAGGAGGCCCGUCUGCUUGCUUCCCGCCAGCCGCGGACUCCUACGCACCCCUGCACGCCAGAGCCGGGUGGUCGAGGCCGGAAUAGGGCCCGGGCGCUGAUUGGCUGCUGACGGCCCAGGGUGGGAGCCGCUCCGCCUCCGCGGGCCUCACGGUCUUUCCCGCCAUGUCGUUUGUGGAGAGCGGGAGCGUCUUGGCUUUGCGGCGCCGCCGACUUGGCACUCGGGCCCCACUCCCUCGGCCGGUGUACUCCGCCUUCUCUCAGGGGGACGGUUGGGGCGAGGGCGAAGUCGACGAGGAGGAGAGAUGCGAACAAGUGGCCCGCGACUUGCGAGCCGAGUUCUCGGCUGGGGGGUCGUCGGAGCUCAGGAAGGGCUCGCUGCUACCGCCGCACGGGGACGGUUCACCGGUUCUGCCCGAUAAGCGCAAUGGCAUCUUCCCAGCGACUGCGGGUGGACGAGCCUCGGCUCGGCGGUGGCCGGUCCAGGUCCUCUCUGUGCUCUGUUCGCUGGUAUUCGCCGCCCUCCUCGCAUUCCUCCUUGCCAUCGCCUACCUGAUAGUAAAAGAGUUGCAUGCUGAGAAUCUGAAGAAUGAAGAUGGUGUAGACACUGGGCUAUUAGGAUUUUGGACUCUGCUUGUAAUAUCCCUAACUGCUGGAUUCUCCUGUUGCAGCUUUUCUUGGACAGUGACUUAUUUUGAUUCUUUUGAACCGGGAAUGUUUCCUCCUACUCCUCUUUCACCUGCCAGGUUCAAUGACCAGGAGUCUCCACUUGAGACUGCAUUUCACAUUACCGAUGCACAUCCUCCAUCUAGUGGUGAAAUAGUGGAACUGCAGGAGACUGACUGGACAUUCUUUCCACAUGGGCUAUAGCAUGGCGAUUUUGAAUGGCAUUGUAGCUGCUCUUACUGUAGCAUGGUGUCUCAUGUAAACCCACACUGGAGCAAUAUUGUUGGCAAAACUUAGUCAUGAUUGUUUUGUAAUAACAGAGAAUAUCAUCAUUGCCUGCUCAGAGGACUUAUAAACCUACUGUUCAUAAUGGGGUUCAUAUACGUGUCAUAAUCAUCACUGUUUAUGGAGGACCUUUUUCAAGCAUGGUUCUGGAACCUAGGCAUUGGAAAUAUCUGAAUAUUAAGUUUCAAGUACAUUCUUAAAAGUGUAAGAUGUUUACCUCAUCUUUUUACUUUUGUAUGUAUAAUUAUUACAACUUGAGGGGAAAAUGUAAUGGAAAUCAAACUUGAAAACUUGAAUACAGGACAAUGCCUACCUUUCAUGUAUAUAGUCCAUUUUUGCUAAGAAAUACUGACCUUGCUGUUUAACUGAGAUAGAAAUAUUUCUUAUUUAUACAUUAUAUUGUGAAAGCAAAUAAUGCCUACUAAUUUGACAUUUAUAGUAGCUAAUUUUAAUCUGAAUAUUUAGUUUUCGAUAUUCACGUAUUCACUAGAAGGUGCAUUUAUAUUUUUUAUGGGGCAUACUUAUGUUUGGGGGAUUUUUCUGUACAUAUUUUCCUACUACAAACUGAAUUUAUAUGUUUUUAAAAUUGCUUCAUGUAGACAAAUGCUAUUUUUUUAACUGGUGCAAACUUAAUACCCGCUUUUUUUUUUAACAAGUUUUUGUCUUAUAAAAAAAACAAAAAAGCACAUUGAUCUGAGUUUAAAAUCAAGCUUAUUUCUAAGAAGAAAUGACUGAAAAAGAUAAAUUAUUUAAGUCAUUAAAUUAUUGAGAAAGUUGAAGCUGUUCACUCUCUGUUUCCACAAUUCCAAAUAUUUAUCCUGGUGUACAUAUGGUUAUUUUAACAGAAUUUGUAUAAUUUUGUUUUUAAUAAACAUAAACCUGAAGUUUUUAUAUGUAGAAAUGCUUGAACUAGUUUUUUUGUUUAAUCUCAAAAAUUUAGUUACCAAAGUAGAAAAAGUAUUUUGGUACGCGCACACGCACACACACACACACACACACACACACACACACAGUUUUUACACAAAUAACACGCACCUUUUACAUUUGUUUGCCAACUGUGCUAACCCCCCACAAGGUAUUUUCAUAAGCGCCAUUAUACCAUUGUUUUUUACAUGUCGUUGUAAAAAACAUUAGCAUAGCAUACUUACAGAAAUACCUUGUGGGGGAAGUUGCCGUUGGCAAGCAAACAUAGAAAGUGCACGUUAUUUGCAUAAAAAUACUGUAUAUACAUACACACAUACAUGUAUGUAUAUAUAUGCAUGUGUGUGUAUAUGUAGUUUUAUAACUUUUUGACUUAAAUGUUCUGUUUUCUUAGUAAUUUAGUAAUUAAGCCUUAAUCCCACAUUUUUACUAAGUAACUUUAGUUAGGUGUUUAGAAAAUCACCUCAAUUUUACAAAGAUAGACUUUUUUACAUAGCUUUUCCCUGGCCAUAGAAAAACUUAUAUCAGGAAGGCAUUGUGUAGCCAAACUGCAUACUCAAACUAAAUGGGAGAAGGAUAUGUGCAGUGUGUUCCCCUCUUACCCACUGAGUGUUGGUACUGAGUACGUGAUUUAAUGAGCUUUCUAAAAAGCCUAACAUUUUUUUACUGUUCAAAAAUCUUUGGUUAGAAAUAACAAAUGCUGCUCCAAUUUAAGUUAAAUUAUCUAUUAGUUUAGACUAAUACACACAUAUAAAAUAUCAAUCUCACAACUUAAGUAUUCCUUAAUCCUUAAGAAUGGUUCUUACAGUGAAUCUGUUUUCACACACAGACACACCGACUCCAAAAGACUCUUCCAUUGCAAAAUAAUAAAAUCAAUUUUUCUUCUAUCAAUCCAAGCCCAUAUUUGGAUAGCUUCUUCCAGAGUCUUUGUGUCAAAUGACUAAGAAAUACAGUAGAACCUCUAUAUGUACACAUAAGAUUAUCCAAAAACCAAACCCAUUGCCAUCAAGUUGAUUCUGACUCAUUGCGAGCCUGUAGGACAGAGUAGAGCUGCCCCUUAGGGUUUCCAAGAAGUGGCUAGUGGAUUCAAACUGCUGACCUUUUUGAUUAGCAGCCAAGCUCUUAACCACUGUGGCACCAGGGUUCCAUAAGAUAUUUUUUGUUGUUGUUAGAUGCCAUCAAGUCGGUUCCAAUUCAUAGUGACCCUAUGUACAACAGAACCCUGCACCAUCCUCACAAUCAUUGUUAUGCUUGAGCUUAUUGUUGAAGCCACUGUGUCAAUCCAUCUUGUUGAGGGUCUUCCUCUUUUUUGCUGACCCUCUACCAUGCAUGAUGUCCUUCUCCAGGGACUGGUCCCUCCUGAUACCAUGCCCACAGUGUGUGAGAUAUAGUCUCGCCAUAAGAUAUUAUGGUAACCCUAUUUCUUCUGGACUAGCACUCCCCUCCUUUGGGAAAUUUCUCCCCUUUCCCCAGUCUAACAGGGUUUUAAACAUCAACAAUUGUAAUUCUAUAAUUAGAGUAACUAAGGAUAGGUACCUAACCGAAGCUGGGCCAAUCCUAAUUUCUCAUCUCAUACGUAUAUUUAUAUAUGAGUCACAAUGAUUGAAACAAAUAGAGGCAUGACUCAAGUCAGCCUAGUCUCAUAAUUUUUCAACUUGAAAUUAAGAGAAGAUACUAUUUGAAGCUGAGAAGAUACAAGCCCAGGAGGUACUGGUAGCCAUACUUCAAACAAGCUCAGUGGGAAAGAAUAACGCUGACAUGGACACUGCUAAUGACAUUCUUGUAAUUUUUCAGCCUAUGCCGUUCACAUUGGCUUUUGUCAUUUGCAACAACGGAGUGAAGGUGAGUUUGCCCAGCAGCUGGAAUCCAGCUCUAUUAUGAUUCUAACUCAGAUGAUCUCAUCUCUUUAUGUGUAUAGCCUACAAUUUAUCUGUGUUGUAAUAUUCCAUUCAGUUACUGGUGAAGGAUAUGGCAGGUUAAGUGUGCCUGUGGCUAAUAAUACGUCUCAGCAACCUCAAAAAGUUUUGGAGUAAACUAAAACCAGUUGUUAAUCUACAUGCUGUUUCAUCAUGAAUUUGUUAUUUAUGUUCCCAAAUUCAAUUCUACCAUAAGAGUUACCAGAAUAUUACUCUAGUUAUAUAAGAUAUAAUGACUCUUUAGUUAUAUAACUAAAUGAGUUUUAAAUUUAAUGAGUUUUGAAUACAGUACUAUUACUUAAUAAUUUAAUGUUUUUCAGUUUCCUGGUAGGUAAAAUGGUAAUAAUACUUAACAAAAUACUUAGAUUUGAACUACAAAGAAAACACUACAUGUCAAAAUAUGUAGGACCUACAUAAAGAGAAUUUAUAACUUUAAAAUACAUCAGAACAUGAGGAAGACUGAAAACAAAUGAGCUAAAAUGCAAAACAAAAAUUAGCAAAAGCAUUAGAGUAAACCCAUAACGUAAGAAAAAUGGAACUAGGAAAGAUAAGGGCACACACAAUGGAGAACACCGCCACCAAAAAUUAGAGACAAUAACCAGUAACAAAAGUUGGCACUUUGAAAAGAGACUGACGGUACAACAAGUUUUAAAACAGUUUUUUUUUUCUGUUUUCCCUUUUUUGCCCAUUUUAUUUCCCAUAUUUUCAGUUCUUGAUUGCAAGCAACAGAAACCAUCUAAUCUAUCUUUAAAAAAAGGAAGUUUUUUGGAAGAUAACAUCGUGGCUUUCAGAACAGGUGUGUAGGAUUCAAAAAAAUGCCAGAAGGUCUAGAAGGAGGAAGCACAGGGACUGUUUACCAGCCUGGUUAGAACAAUUUAAUGAAUUCUUGCCAUUAGUUCUUACCCUUGCAAGGUCUGCUCAAGGUUCAGAGUCCUUGGAAAGAGUGUCUAGUUGGCUGAGAUUAUGUCCUGUGCUGUCUUAGUCAUCUAGUGCUGCUAUAACAGAAAAUACCACAAGUGGAUGCCUUUAACAAAGAGAUUUAUUUCUUCACAGUAAAGUAGGCUAAAAGUCCAAAUUCAGGGCGUUGGCUCCAGGGGAAGGCUUUCUCUCUCUGUCGGUUCUGGAGAAGGUCUUUGUCCUCGGUCUUCAUCUGGUGGAGGAGCUUCUCAGGCACAGGGACCCCAGGUCCAAAGGACACACUCUGCUCCUGGUGCUGCUUUCUUGGGGGUAUGAGGUCCCCAACUCUGCUUGCUUCCCUUUUUUCUCUCUUGAGAAAUAAAAGGUGGUGUGGGCCACACCCCAGGGAAACUCCCUUUACCUUGGAUCAGGGAGGUGACCUGAGUCAGGGUGGUGUUACAAUCCCUCCCUAAUCCUCUCAACAUAAAAUUAGAAUCACAGAAUGGAGGACAACCAUACAACACUGGGAAUCAAGGCCUAACCAGGUUGAUACACACAUUUUGGUGGGGGAUAUAAUUCAAUCCAUGACAUGUGCCUACCCCUGUUGACUUCUGUAAUUGAAGGCAGCACCUGAAGUUCUCUCACCAAAGAUAUAUAUAAUGGGGAAUUGGAAUUCUUUUGCUUGGACGAGUGGUUAUUGAGCAACCAAAAAAGAAAUAUAUUCACUACAAUUCACUGUUUUGGUUAAUUUCCGCGCACAUACUCUUCAUACUUAAACUUCCAAAAGUGCUCAUGCCUAACAACAGUUAUCCCUCAUAUAAGAGAAAAUGCAAGUAACCGGUUUUCCAAUGGGAUACAGUCCUAAAAUGCCUGAGUCACUAUAUCCAAUGCCAAGGCCAGGACCUUCAGGUUACAUGCAUUCUUCUAAUUUUGCCACAUUCUCCUUUUGAUAUUCUGCAAAGUAGUCAUUUUACUACUUACUAAUGCAAAGGUCAGAAAUGAGAUGGGAAAUUUGUUAGAAUACGUGGAGUAUGUUAUACAUGAUGGAGCAAGAAAGUAGAGGUUAUUGCCUUAUUUAAGCACUGAGUCAUGGCCUUCUUGCUUUUUCAGUGCAUUCUUAAUUGGACAAGAAAUGGUUAUACUGUGUUGAGAAUUUUUUUGAAAAAGUAAUCAUGCAAAGAGAUGGGUAUAUGUAUGCUGGACAGGCAAAGAAGUUGUAUUCUAGUGAAUGUCAUUUUUUUAUUUCUCAGCUCCAAAACUUCUUUCUUUUGAAGGGCAAUUCCUUAUUAUGUGACUGUGGGAGGCAAGGCUCCACACUGUACUACAGAAAUCUAAAAGAUUAGACUUCUUUUCUUUUUGCUUGUCUCUGAUGGCUAGUGUAUGUAACCUUGAUGCCACCAAUUGGGUGUUCCUGCCUGAGUAAUUUGUGAAUGAAUGUGAGAAUAACUAAGAGACAGUUUAGAAUUCAUAGCUUUGUCGUUCAGUGGCAGUGACAGUGGUUUCUAGCAGUGUUCAUCAGUGGUUGGGCCAAUAAUACAAUCCUAGCCAUACUGUUUUGAAACAUAACCUUAGCUGUAAUUUCUGCUACUAAGCUUCCAGUGAUUUCUGUCACUUUAUGAGCCUAGUUCAUUGGUCUUUCCUUAAAUCUAUGAAUUACUUUAUAGCCUUCUAAUAAAAUUAUUUUCUUCUUAAGCUAGCCAAAAUUAGAUUCAGAUUUUUAUAACCCAAGAAGCUGUCAUGUAUCAACUUUCACCAUUACUUCACCAGAAAACUCCCUGAAAUAACUUUGUUCCACUAUGAUUUCUGUCACCUGGACUCGUUUCUUAUAUUACUAAUUAAGAAAAUUAUCAUAUACUAUCCAGCUUUGUUUUAUAAUGAUUUGUCUUCCUAAAGAGUCUUCUAGAUUCCUUUUUAUAUAUACAAUACCUAAGCUGAAGCAUAUACACAGCAGGUGCUGGGUAAUUGUUUAUGACAUUUAUUGGACACCUAAUCUGUGCAUAGAGUUAAAAAGUAAUAUAAAGAAAAACUAAUAAUUUUGGAAGAAAUAACUUCAGUUCUUGUGCAUCUUAUAAAUACAUAAACAGACAACAAGAAAACAUACCACAAACACAAACAAGUGUUCCCUAUACUGGUACAAUACAAAAAUUUUUUACAAAUACAGAAAAAGUACUAGGAAUAUAUACGUUUUGAUUUCCUUUAGGUCUGACCAUUAGGAAUGCCAUCUGACUGUCCAGAUAAAUGGUGUACAGAAGGGUCAGUCAGAAAAUGUACUUUAUUCAGCUCUUCGUAAGUCAAUACAUCAGAACAAGCCUCCACAGUAAAGUGUUUUUCAAUACUGAGUUACUGGGAUAAACACCUAAAUUAUAUAGGAAACUACAGGUCACUUCUCUGGAUAAAGGAGUAUCCAGAACUAUGAGAAGGUCUGUCAGGGAUCAGUGCUUAGAAUGAUAACAUUGUUAUUUAUAAUCUGGAAAAUGUGCAUAACACUAAACUCAUUCAGAUACUGGAAUCUGGAAAAAUUCUACAAGAAUAUCCCAGAAAGGGACCAUGGUUUCAGGGGACAUCUAAGUCAAUUGACAUAAUAAAAUCUAUUUUGAAGAGUGGCGUCUGAGGUCUUAAACGCUAGCAAGCAGCCAUCUAAGAUGCAUCAAUGGGUCUCAACCCACCUGGAUCAGAGGAGAAUGAAAAACACAAAGGACACAAGGUAAUUACGAGCCCAAGAGACAGAAAGGGCCACACGAUCCAGAGACUACAUCAUCCUGAGACCAGAAAAACUAGAUGGUGCCUGGCUACAACCGAUGACUGCCCUGACAGGGAACACAACAGAGAACCCCUGAGGGAGCAGGAGGACAGUGGGAUGCAGACCCCAAAUUCUCAUAAAAAGGCCAGACUUAAUGGUCUGACUGAGACUAGAAGGACACAGGUGGUCAUGGCCCCCAGACCUUCUGUUGGCCCAGGACAGGAACCAUUCCCAAAGCCAACUCUUCAGACAUGGAUUUAACUGGACAAUGGGUUGGAGAGGGAUGCUGGUGAGGAGUGAGCUUCUUGGAUCAGGUGGACACUGAAGACUAUGUUGGCAUCUCCUGCCUGGAGGGGAGAUGAGAGGGUGGAGGGGGUUAGAAGCUGGCAGAAUGGACACGAAAAGAGAGAGUGGAGGGAGGGAGCGGGCUGUCUCAUUAGGGGAAGAGUGUGGAGCAAAGUGUUUAUGGGUUUUUGUGUGAGAGACUGACUUGUAAACUUUCCCUUAAAGCACAAUAGAAAUUAUUUUUUAAAAAAAAUCCCAGAAAGUCCUACAAUUGGACAGAAAAAUGACAGAUGUCCGACAAGAUAAAUGGGAAAAAAUCUAAAAUGUGCAUGUAAGGGGCCACCUGGAAAAUGAAAUAAAUGGAAAUACACACUUUGAACUAAAGUUCUGGCCUCUACUACUCAAGAAAAAUAAAUGUUUCAAAUCCUUGCUAAAAAGAUAGAUCAAGGAAUAGAGUACAACAAGUCUUCAGUAUGAAAAGUUUAAGCUUAAGAGUAUGUACAUUGGUAAAAACAAACCAGACUACUUGAGAGUAUGGCCCCCUGACACCCUUUUAGUUCAGUAAUGAAGUCACUCCCAAGGUUCAUUUUUCAGUCAAAGAUUAGACAGGCCCAUAAAACAAAAUGAGACUAAAGGGGCACACCAGCCCAGGGGCAAGGGCUAGAAGGCAGGAGGGGGCAGGAAAGCUGGUAACAGGGAACCCAAGGUCGAAAAGGGAGAGUUGACAGACACGGGGUUGUUAACCAAUGUGAUAAAAAAAUACGUGUACUAACUUUAAUGAGAAAAAAGAGUAUGUAUGUUGGGGGGAAUGAAUAGGAUUAAAAAAGAAUUUCUGUAAAUUCCCAAUAAUUAAGAUAUUAAAGAACCCUUAGAACUUGUAAUCGAUGGCAAUGGGUUUUUUUUAGAGCUUGUAAAUGGCAGUUUUAGAAGGAAAAAAAAAAUCCGCACACGUUACAAACUUACGAACUCAGAUUUCUACCUAGAGGUAGUAAGAUGUAUUGUUGUUCCCACUCAUGGCAACCCCAUGUGACAGAGUAGAACUAUCUCAUAGGGUUUUCUAGGCUGUAAUCUUUACGGGAGCAGAUUUCCAGGUCUUCCUUCCACAGAACUGCUGGAUGGGUUCGAACCAGCAAUCCUUCUGUUAGCAGGCAAGUGCUUUGCUCCACCAGAGCUUGCAGGAAGAGGUUGUUGUUGUAGUUAGGUGCCCUCGAGUUAGUUCCGAGUCAUAGCGACUCUAUGACAGAGGAGAAACUGACCCAUAGGGUUUCCAAGGAGUGGCUGGUGAAUUUGAACUGCUGACAUUUACGGUUAGCAGCCGAGCUCUUAACCAGUACACCACAUGAGCUGAAAGUCUAGAUAGCUGUGAUAAAAGGUUUAUAAAACCAUAUAUGAUGAAUGCUGCAGUUUUUAAAAGUAGAAUGCUUCAGAGAUAUAAUUAAUGUUUUGGCAGAAAAAAAAAAAGUUCUGGAAAAUAACCAAGAGGUGUUUGUUUGUGUUGGGGGGGGGAGCAUUUUUAGUUAUGGAAGAGCACUGAACUGAUCUUAGCUGCCAACAUUUACCCUAACAGCCUUUUCUUUCCAACAAGAUUUAGUAACACUGUUCCCUUGUCACCUCCUCCAGUUCUGUACUCCCUGCUCCUUCUCUUCCCAGAAAUCAACUUUGUCUUAGACUUGCUUAUACGGAAUUCACUGCUGAGAUGCGCCCAUCCUGGACUACAUGAGCUCAUAUUUUCCUUUGCUGUAAAGAAGACGGCAAGACCAGUCACUCAGCAGCUUUGUGUCUGCCCCAGAAUGGACCUGAAGAUUCAGUUCAGUGUAACAUGCCAGGGAAGACAUGAAUUCCUAAGGGCAGUUCAGUACAAAAAACAAAAUCCUGACUUCCCCCAAAACUUUUUGUAGGUGUUGGCUUUGCAGCUGAAUUUGUACCCUGUUUCUUUCUUUCUUUUUUUUUUUUCUUUUUAACUACCAUCUUAAAAUCUGAUAGCACAAUUCAUAUGUCAAAAAGAUAGGACUUUAUAUAUCUAUUUUAGCUAGAUACUGAGAAAGUAAUUAGUACUCCUGGGUAAGUUAUAAGGUUAAUUCUUAGUGCUGUAUAAAUCUAAUGAAAAUCAGCUUAAGGUCAGUACACUGAAUCUAAAAGUAUAACGAGACUAUAAUCUUCCAUUUUGCAUUAAUGCUUACUCUGCUGGAUGUUAUAAGUUCCUACUGAUAUAAAAUAUAGAGUAUAUGACAUUUAUUCUACAUCAGCUCUUAUAUAAAAUUGUAUUUUCAGACUGAGCAAAUUUCCUUUCAUGUUAAUGUUCAGAGGAACAAUUAAAGUGAGUCAUACUUCUAUUUAAAUAUAGUACAGGCAUCCAAUAUGAAACAUUUUAUAUAAUUGAUAGAAUAAACUGUUUUAAAUCAAAAGACCUGCUAGAAUGAAUCUCUAAAAAGGUUGUUAAAAAACCCUGCUUGAUAAGCAAAUUGUCAUUCAUAGCCUAAUGACAGGUGUACCUCCACUGAUACAAAUAAUGAAUGAGAACCACAGAAGUAUAUUUUGCAAACUGAAAUCUUUAGUAAUUCCUAUUUUUCUGUUUCCCAGUAAGAACUGAACUUUGGUGGCACAGCAGUUAAGAGCUCCAGUUGCUAACCAAAAUGAUGGCCCUUCAAAUCCACCAGCCACUCCUUGGAAACCCUAUGAGGUGGUUCUAUGCUGUCCUAUAGGUUGCUAUGAGUCAGAAUCAACUUGAUGGCAGUGAUGUAUGUAUAUUUUUUUCUAAUAGACAUAUGCAUACAAAGAAAAUCAAGCAGUUAUUCAUAGGAAACAUCUAGUAAAAGGAAUUUUAAAUAAUUUUAGUAAAUUACCGCUACCCCAAGCAAGCAUACACUGCAACCCAAUAAUGAAAAUCUUAAGCAACUGGAAAUUUCUUAGUAUUUAAAAAAUAAAUCUUAAGGAUAUAGGUAACAUAAAGAAUACCUCCACUAAAAUGGAAUAUGAGCAGUGAAGUCAAAGGACAAAUUUUUAAAGUAUAUUAUAACAAGGCUAUUAUUAUAUUUAUAUAUUUUAUAUUAAGGAUAUUUUCUAAUACAGAAAGAAGAAAAAUGUAUAGUAAGUGGCUGAUGUUGACAGCAUGAAGAUGGAGGGAUGUAGGUAUGCUAAAACUGUAGGUAGCACGUUCUCCUUUCUGGAGACAUGUGUUUUAUGAACCUUACUUUCCAUUAGGCUAUAUGCAUUAAGUGCUUUGACCUGGUAAUCCCACUUUUAAGGCUUUAUCCUAAAUAACCAUGUAAUAUAAAACAGGAAAAUCUGUAUACACUACAGAUACUUUUCAUGAGAUAUAAUUUAUAAAAAUUGAUAGGAAAUAAUGGAAAUAACCUAAAAGGCCAAUAACCUGAUACAGAAACACAGCAGAAUAUUAUACAGCAUUUUAAAAAUGGUGGUUAUGAAGAGGAGUAACAUAGAUGUUGUUAUAAUAUUAAAUGAAAAAACUAGGAUAUAAAUUGUAUAAAGCUGAAUUUCAACUAUGGAAGAUAAGUGCACAGAAAGAAAAUAUUAAGGAAAUUCACUGAAAUAGUGCCAGAUUUUCUCUGAGCAGUUAAAUUAUAGGUGAUGUUAACUUCCUCCUUUACAGAUUCCUGCAUUUUCUGUAAAUAUAUAUAUAUUUUUUUUAGUUGGAAAAAAUAUUUUAAACAAUAGGAAUAGUAACUAGCUAUUCAUAGUUGUGAGGAUUAAAUAAGAUACUAGAUGUGAAAUUCUGUAGCACAUAAUAAGUGUUUCCUUAGAAAGAUAAUUAAGAGAAAAUGUGGAUUCCCUAGUUAGCAAUCAGGGUUGCUUUAAUUAUUGUCAGAAAACAGUAACAAAAAUAAAUCCCUACAUAUUGCAUAGAAUCUAAUCCUGUAGCUGUAGUUACAUCCUCAUUCAGGGUUAUUCACUGAACAAUAGCUUAUAAUUGGAAAGAGCAGGAAACAACCUAAAUGGUUACAACAGGGCAAUUGAUUCAAUAGCUUUUGUUCAUCCAUGCACUGGAAUAUUAGACAGCCAUUAAGAGGUGGAUCUGUAGCACAGUGAAAAAGAAGAUGUCUAUGAUACAAUUUUAAUUGAAAGCUAAGUGGCAAAACAGAAUGUAUUACAAAAUCUAAGUUGCAAGACAGAAUAUAUCGUACUUUUUUCAAGAACAAUAAAAAACAAAAAUACAUUGUGUGUAUGUAUGUGUAUAUAUAUAUAAAAUGUAUAUAUAUAUAUAAAGCUCUCAUAAAAUACUCUUUUAAGAGGCUGAACAAGUGACUGGUAACUGAAUCUCUGAUCUGAAAAUCAGAAAAACAUCUCUAGCUAAAGUGCCUGAUUGUUUUUAAGAUUUUAUCUUUUAAAACUGUAAGACACCAGUGAUUUAUUAAGAAUAAUAAAGUUGAUUCUUUAUCUUCUUAUCCCAGGGGCCCAGAAGUCUUCUCUGGCUGGGUGAUUGUGUAAGGACAGUUUAAUGUGCAGCUGCCCUGUGGUAGACCUGUGCUUAUCUCCAGGGCCACCUGGAGCCAUGGUACUGACCGCUGGCCAACAUGGGGAUGAAAUAUGCUAGCUAGUGAUCUGUCUUGUAAAGUGCUCUUUGAAGUCGAAAACUCCCCCUGGGGACAUUCUGUACCAGGUUGUCUGCAUUGUUUAUUGAGAAUGUGUAGAUUGAUGGGUUUAAUUAUUACACUUAGACACGUAGCCUGAGUUUUGCCAUAUGACCAGUGCAAUAUAAAUGAUCCAUCAGUAAACUUGAGCCUUAGCUUCCCUGAGAUGAAAAUAUCUCACACUUAUCUUGGUGGUUUGUAUUCUGAAGAUGAAGCACGUCCCGUGUGACUGAGAGAGGACCUGAAAUCUGUGCCUGGGUGUUCUGGGUAUUCCUAAUGUUUUCCUUUGCUUUCCAGCUCCUCCUGCUGUGUAUCCUUUGCCUGUUAUAAAUAUUUUGUGAGUAUACCUUGUUAGCCCCAUGAGACCUUUCAAUUUUCUGACCCAGUAUAAAUUGUUGCAGUUUUUUUUUAAUUACUUUUAGGUUUUUAAUAUCCAGUGAAGUUGCCUUUAUUUUGAAUCUUUUAUGUUUUAGUAGAAAAAGCAUUUGAUUGUGGAUUGUAAGACCUAUUGCUAGUCCUGAUUGUGCUACAUAGUUGCCAUGUGAUAUUCAGCAAGUCGUUGAACCUCAGAUUUCUGAGCUAAAAAAUAAUGCAUAUAACCCUAGAUGGUUUUUGAGGUCCCACAGUAUGUCAGCUUGGGUCCUCCGAGAAGCUGAUGCCAAGACAGAAUUAGAAGUGUAAGAAGUUUAUUGGGAGGAAACACCUGGGAAAAGGGUGGGGGCAGGAGGAGACAGGGAGAGUCAUCAGACUGAGAUGUAAUCUAUACAUGUGAAAGGAGAUGGGAAAGGAAGGAGGAUUUGGUAAUAAAAGCCUCAGACUUUAGCACAACUCUGAAAAG